AUGUUUUACAGCCACGAGAGUAAAUCGCAAUCCCUUCAUACAUGGAUGUGACAAUAACUGAUUACUUUACGUUGUAGUCUUGACGAACCGCAAGUAUGGCGUUGCAACCAUCUGGUCAGUUACAAUCACUUCCUCAAAACGCGCCACUUCUUACUCGCGCCUCCCAUUCAACGCGUCUUGCGAUGAGAUGAUGCCGCUCUCUAUAUAUUCUAUACUAAUUCUGCUUAGGCUUGCCGCGACUAUGGGCUCUAAGUCUGGAAAGAAAUUGAACCGUAAAGCAAUCUGUAACGUCGACCUUCGAAAAGCAUGCGGUACAAUUAUUGAGCCUGAAGCGCCAAUGGCAUUGAGACUAUCAGGUAACCUCCUGUAAGUGCCAAACCAUUCUCGGGUCUUUUUCCAUACUGACACAGGCAGAUUCGGUGCUGUUCGAGUCUACUCUCAACAAUGUGGUUAUGUCCUUCAGGACGCCCAAACUGCCCACACCAAUAUUCGCGCUUUAUUCAAGGUUUCUCGAACAAAGGACCUCGACGCAGAGGAUGCAAACGCUCGGUAAUAUCUUUUCUUAUCGCUAAACAAAUUCUUUUAGCUGAUUCUCCACAGGCCUGAUCAACUUGUGCGCAUGGAUGACCCCCUCUUUCAGUUGGACCAGGCUCUUCCACCAUUGGAUUUUGAUUUCAUGGCUCUGCCAAUCAGUAAUGAUUCUCAACGCUCUACCCAAUCUAUGAUGUCCAUUCGUCGCCGGAGUGGCUCUGUUGACUCUUCUGCGUCCUCCAUGCCUGGUCUCAAUCUACCUUCAUUAAGCAGCAAUGGGGUAUAUCAGCUUCCAUCUGGUGACAUUCUUGGCGUAUCAUCUGCACAAAAACCAUUCUUCGAAGUGGCAGGAGACGAUGAACCGCAAAUCUACCAAGAUGAAAAUCAAAUGGAAGAUUUUGGAUUCAACUUUGGCGCAGAUGGAAAUUUGAUUGAGGCGGAUGAUCCUUUUGUCGAUAUCAGCCGCCCAAUCAACGCUCGUCCUCAGGUAGAACAUGGAAGCGACACAGGUGCUGUGGAACGAGUUCGACAAGAUCACGCAGGGGGUGGAAUAGAUGAUGAUAUUUUCAACCUUCCCGAUUACGGCAAUGACGAUCCAAUCGCUGGGGUAGAUGAUGGAGCGUUACCGGAAAAUGCUGAACCAUUCCCAGAGCGAAACAAUUUCUUCAUGAGUGGCGGCCUUCAACAAAAUGACCAGCACCUACACGGCGACCUUCAAGAUCGUAUCUAUGGCUCUGGUAAACAUCCUUCGUCUACUAUUGAAGAAGAAACAUCGUCCAUUUCAGCUCAGGCCCCCCAGAAGAAGAGUCGUAAGGCUAAGAAACAGAAGCAACAAGCUGCCGACAAAAUAUUAGUUGUGCGUUCUAAACAGCUUCACUUCUGGAGGGACGGAUAUCUCGGUAUGAUGGCCGCUGGAAACAUCCAGAAGAGCCACCAUCGAGCUGCCAUACAGGCGAGGAAGAAUGCCAUGCAUUUCGUAUAUGGAACUGGUCCGUCAAUCUUUCCUUUAGUCUCUGCUCCCAAACACACCCCUCCUUUUAGCGUUCAUAAAAAAUUUUCCUUGAAUCUUUUGGAAGCCACAAACUGACGCCGUAAAAAGGAAUUAUGGGUGUUGGUGAAGGUAUAGGUAUUUCCAAAAUCCCUAGUCCAUUGAGUAUGUUUUCUGGUGCUGCUCUAAUGGCGAAAAUCACUGGCAAUCCACUUCCAAGUCCAGCAAAAGGCUCGAAGCGUCGUCGUGAUGGAGACGAGGAACAAUCAUCCUCCCCAAAGCGCGCUCGCCAUGAAGAUGAAGUUGGCCGUGACUACGAAGACCAAGUCCAAAUGAUGAUUGAUAACGAUAUGCCAGAAGAUUAUCUCAACCACAGUGACAUCGAAAUUGGACGACACGCAUCAUCUGCCCUAGAUAACUAUCCAUCCUCAGCCAUGAUGCCUUGGAAUGUUUCCGCAUCCCGCCAUUCUCACCAACGCGCGCUAUCUUCAAAAGGGCCAGGAUCAGUGCUCGCUGGAUCAGUAGGACACAGACUCACCUCCGCUUCCCCGCUUAUUGGUCGUGGUUCUGCGGUACCUGGAGACCUUGAAGAAUUCGAUAUUCAACAUGAGGAGGAUCUGAUCAUGUACGGCCGCGACGACGAUUCUGAGAUACCAGACGGUCUGCGUGGAUUCGGUGGAUUCCCCAGCUCCUCUCGUGCCGGACCUCUCUUUGAAGAUGCAGAAUUUGAACAAUUCGGUCCAGCAGCUGAGGUGGACACACAAACAGCGGGACAAUCGCAAUGGGUUCGUCAAGCUCUUGAUAAGGAAUCCAAUAAUUUCUUUGAGUACGUUCAAAAUACCAUUCUUGAGCAGCAGGAUGAUGAAUUGAGCUUUCAUGAAAAUCAACAGCCGAAGAAACGAAACAGUUCAGUCACUUUUCAGAAACUGUUUGAGCAUGAGAAGACGACGACAAUUGUCGCAGCUCAGGCUUUUUAUCAUAUUCUCACUUUGGCGACUAGAAAUCGAUUGGCGAUCAUGCAGCAUGAGGCUGAGUUUGAGGAGGAUCUUUGUGGUGACAUUGUGAUUCGUGUUAAGGAGGAGGUGUUUUGAUGGAUGAGAUGAGUGUGUUUGUAUCUUCCUUUCUGAGGCCCAAAAAGGGGGGGACAUAUUUUACAAUUCUUUUCUUUUAUGACGAGAAGGCCGAUACGAUAUACCCAGUUUUUGCUACAACGGGAUGGAAUGAAUGGAUGAAAAUCGGUACGGAACAUAUCUUUUGCUACAUUUAAAUUUGGGAGGAAACGGAAGAGAAAGGAGAUACCCCGAACAACAUCGUUUACAUUGCUUAUUUAACCAGAUAGAGGUUUUCUUGCUAGAAUCAUAAAAAUGGAUGGAUGAUUAAAAG
Messenger RNA from Hymenoscyphus albidus, 2902 nucleotides. The record is from the annotation of a GenBank genome assembly. Lineage: Eukaryota; Fungi; Ascomycota; Leotiomycetes; Helotiales; Helotiaceae.